CGAUAUGCGCAGCGGUUGAAAACUGGUCGCUAUCUUGAAGAAAUGGCGGUAAAAUAAGUCGCGAUCUAUGAUAAGGAAUACUCAAGAAUAAUCGCCCAUAAAGCGAUCUUCUGAUGCUUGAUCGACUAUAAACUUUUCGUUUUGAUUUCAUUUGGUUGGUUGAAUACUUGCAAUAAAUUAUAGCUGAGCCUAAAAAUGGAGUACAGAUUGAUGCCAGACCCUUUGGACAGCAGAGAGAACACUUUUACAAACCUUUUAUUACUCGGAUUCAGGCCUGACAUCUAUGAAGCAAAACACAAAUGUCCAUUUAAUAGGGAUGCAUUUGUCUUCCCAAACAAAAAAGCAAUGGAGGCUGUGUUUCAUUUUCUGUUCACAAAGCUCAAUCCGGAUGUCGCCAGGGAUGAAUUCAGAAACUGUUGGCCAAUUCUGGAUAAGAAGCAUGAAUCUGCUUUCCGCAAAGUUGCUGCUGGUUGGCUGAACAGAAUUAGAAAGGAAAGUCAUGAUUCACACCUUCCAAGAAUCGUUGCUUCGGUGCUUAUGUCCCCAGGAGGAGACAAGUUCUACCAGCUGCUCUUCUACUUCUCAUCCUAUGUAUUGAAAGAAGAGUUGAAGAAAGUUCUUGGAAAAUAUGAAAUUGUUCUUCCGUGGCCAUCUGAUGCACCUGCUACAAAAUCUAUGGUUAAUCAAAUGUCAAAAGUCUUAAGAACUAAAGUUACCGUAGAAACAAAAAGGUGUCUUCAAGUUGCAUCUUUAUCAAACACAGCCCAAGAUCAAUGGGUGCUCUAUGCAAGUGAACUUACAAAAGAGAACAGAUCAUUAAGAAAAAAGAAAAGAGAAGUAGAGAAAUCAUUCAAGGAGUUAGAGGCUGAGCAUCUGCAGCGUGGACUUCUCAGCCCAGCACCAAGUCGAAUAGCUCCUGGUGGAUCACCCUAUGCAGGACAAAUCAAAAGUUUAAAACGAACAAAAAUUGUUCAAAGAGUGAGAGAAUUUUGGACACGGCUUGAAGAACUGUACCAGUCGCAUGGGAUACUACGUGAGAAAAUUGGUGAAAUUUUGCAUGGAACAGGAAAGAAGUUUUCCCUUAAAAGCUGCGACAUAGAUAUUAAGAUCCCUGACCUUCUCAUUAGGGAAUGUGAAGAAGACAUCUAUCAGAAGAGAAUUGGCAACACUUAUGAGGGUGGACGGAUUAAUUUAUUAAGUUUGGUGCAGUUAUUAAAUCUUUCAUUGCAUCUGGUUCUGGAACAAGUUCGAUCACACCCACUUCCUUCUCUUUCUGAAGAAGAAUCAAGUGUUCGACAAAAACUCCAUGCUUUGUCUGCCUAUGUAGAAAGUGCUCGAUCUUUAAAAGAUAUCCUAGAGGUUGAGAUGGUUCCAGAGUUGAAAGAUUCGAUCGAAGAAUUAAAAGAAAAUAUUGAAAUGUCAGCGACAAUAACGAAGCCUCGAACGCCAAAAACUACCAAUAAUAUAUUUGAUUUGGGCCUAACUGGUCUGCCAGCCACACCUUCAGUUCAACUCAAAGCUGAUGCUGAAAGCGAAAAUGAAAAGCAGGCAUUUAUUAAACAGCUGUUCACAGAUUCAAAUGCAAAUACCCCAGAAGCAAUAGAGGGAUUGAUGCAGUCUUUACGAGAUGCAACCACUGUAGUUACCCCUUGUUCUAACGGCAAAUUUGAUGCCAGUAUAAAACCACCACAACCAAAGACUGAUGGGAGGCCUAAAGUGUCACAAAAGUCGUAUCCAAAAGCAAGAAUCCCUAUAGCUAAGUCAAAAUCCACCAGUAGACCGAGAAGGCUAGUUGCAAGUAAAGGUGAUGUCGUGCGCCUCUCCAAAAUGGAAGAUGUUGCCUCGAAAAUAGAAGAAAAACAAGUAACGAAACCAAAAGAAAACACAUUGAUGGAAUCGAAAGCAGACAAGUCAAAUUUCGACGCAGACAAUAGUCUUACGGGAAAAGCACGUGAAAUUCUUGCAGACAAAGUUGCGUCAUUCGUUCUACAACAGAGGGAUGCUUCAUCUCAGUCAUCAUCAUCAUCAUCAUCUUCAAGAAGUGCUACCCCUCUGGAGCAUGGCCUUGCUGAUCCAAUUUCAGCAAUGGCUGAAGAUGCGUUUGAGCAUAAAGACAAAAUUGCAAGGACACCAAUAAAGAAAGAGAAAGCUCCGAAACAGGGCUCUGUUGAUCUCCUUGAGUCAUAUCUGAUUUCAUCGUCUUUGCAUAUCGAAGGCACACCGAACACUCGAACUAUGCUCUUUCCAGACAGUGCUACGAACACACCAUUCACGGGAGAAAGCUUGUUUGACACGCCUUUGCAUAACACCGCCCCUAGAGGUGUACCACAAGGAUCGAUGCAGGGAACUGACGGAAAGAUGUUUUCUAGAGGUGCUAUCCUAGAUCCAGAAAGCCCUCUGUUCGAUGCGUUCUUACAGACGCCCUUGGUUAGCAAAGCUAUUCGGUCUUCAGUUGCUUCCUCCAUUAUGAAUUCUGAUGAUGAGCAUACAAUAUCAUUUUCAGGUGAUAGAAACGAGGCCAACAGUACCCCAAGGCCAGCUAGAGUGAAUGCAACUACAAGGCUAGAUUUUGACACCCCAGUUUCUCAUAUCGCUAGAGAGACCUCUAGAAUUACUUCUUUACUGUCCACGCCUUUGGAGACUGAUCCAGAUACUAGAGAAAUUUCUACAUUUAGUGCAAAAAAUGGCCAAGGAAAUGCUGCAAGACCAAGUCCAUUGGAAAUAUCUUUCAUAAGGGAGGAGAAAUGCCCUCGAAAUGUAAACCCUACCAAAACAGAGGGAGAGGACGCAAAAUACGAGCUGCUAGGUGGUAGGAAAGGAGAGAGGCCCGAGGAGAAGAGAGAGAAUGACAACUUGAAUAAUAAGGAACAUCUUAAUAGUUUAAUUGAAAGAUUCAAAAACUUAAAAGCAAAUUCGAAAAAGCUGCAGGAUUAUAGAGAACCCAAUACACCAAAUCACUCUGGAAGACCCCACUUCUCAGAUUUAAGAAAUACACAUGCUGAUGAUGUGUAUGAACACCGAAAUGAUCAAAAGCAAACUUGGAUUUCACUUAACGAUGAAAACCUUGUCUCGGCACACAGUUCCUUUAUUGACAUGGCAAGAGAAUCAGCGACAAGGGAUGCUGUGACGUGGGCCGAUUUGAAAAAUUCGUUCACCUCAGAGGAACCGGAGAAGGAAAAUGAAACUGCACAACAUCAGAAGCUGGAUGCGGAUGACAGCUUCGAGGACCUCAGUAUUCCCGUUGCGCACCAACUGUCCUUUUUGCAGCUCGAUACCCGAGAUCUUAGUGCUGAUAAUAAGCUAGAUCACUCUGUGUCUCAAUAUAGAGAUCCGGGUAUAACGAACUCUUCGAAACCGAGUCAAUAUGAAAGGACUAAUCCAGAAUCAAAAGCACCUGGGUUGGAAAAUAACCUCAGUUUCGAAUCCCCGUUUGUAUCUAGAACCUCUUUUGAAAAUGGAUUUCCGCAGCUGACCCAAAAAAGGGACGAUUUCGGAACAUUAUUUAAUACUUGCGCGACUACACCAAUGUCUAAAGCAUUAGAUGAUGACGAUUUUAAUUUACUGACACCCGGUUUCGAUCUUCGUAGAAGAAUAGAAAUGUUUUCAUUUGACGUUGGAUCUCCUGGAACUGGAGGGGAACAAUUAGGGCACCGUGAUGAAGGACCCUCCCCAAUCACGAAUCUGAUUGAUUUUAACUAGGCUGAUGAAAGCAAAGCGACUCCAUCUAAUUGAUGCAUCCAGUGCAAAUCCUGGGCGUUUUAUUGAACACAAUCUACUUUACAGCGUUUUCGAUUGAUUUGUAGAUUCAAUCUUGGCCUGCUGUUAUAGAAGGCCGUGGUUGUACCAGUUUUGUCGAAUAUGUUGCAUCCCUUUGUUUGAUGCCGUUAGCCCUUCUAUAUCGACGUAGUCAAUUUUAAGGUUCUUUGUUCUGUGUAAAUUAAACCCAAAAAUAACAUUGAAGAAACCCACUAUGAUUGUAUGGCCUUAUAUUUAAACAGAUCAAACCUGUUGAAUAAGGCUUUGGAUAAAACUCAGGGGCCUAUUUAAUAGGGUGGGGCUCGCUGGAUCACCUCCAACCAUUCCCGAUCUAACGCCUGUCGUCUGUUAUUGGUUCCUGGUAUUGGUCCUUAUUUUUAUUUACUGGCCCACAAAGACAGCCCUUGCAAUUAGAAUUUUUACAAGAAAUCGUCUAUAAAGAUCCUCUAAAAUGUUUAAGACAGCCUGACCACUAACCCCAUACUCCCUCCACCUCCCCCUUUCCCCCUCUCUCCCUCUCUCCAAGUACAACUGGACGAUUCUAACUUUAAAAUGUUGAAGCGUUGGUUUUCUGUGGUGUACUAAUCUUUGCAGCUUAGAUAUUUGUUCAAAAUUUGUGACAAUGGUCGAAAUUGUUGUAGUGACUGAUAGCUAGACCAUUUAUGUUUUAGAGUUUUUUAAUUUGCUUAAAUUAUUAUGAUUUGGUUGUUAAAGUUUAGAAUUGCAAUGAAGAUAGAUGUUGUUUUGUUGUUCA
Rhopilema esculentum is the source of this 4510-nucleotide messenger RNA. RefSeq lists its product as uncharacterized. Lineage: Eukaryota; Metazoa; Cnidaria; Scyphozoa; Rhizostomeae; Rhizostomatidae. Gene Ontology annotation, molecular function: microtubule binding. The record is from RefSeq and is a predicted model, not a curated record. Gene Ontology annotation, cellular component: mitotic spindle microtubule; HAUS complex. Gene Ontology annotation, biological process: spindle assembly.